Puccinia graminis f. sp. tritici CRL 75-36-700-3 is the source of this 3002-nucleotide messenger RNA. RefSeq names its product glutamate-cysteine ligase catalytic subunit. The record is from RefSeq and is a predicted model, not a curated record. Gene Ontology annotation, molecular function: glutamate-cysteine ligase activity. Gene Ontology annotation, biological process: glutathione biosynthetic process. Gene Ontology annotation, cellular component: glutamate-cysteine ligase complex. The transcript is spliced from 13 exons. Bases 729 to 2735 code for a protein of 668 amino acids. NCBI's taxonomy places the organism in Eukaryota, Fungi, Basidiomycota, Pucciniomycetes, Pucciniales, Pucciniaceae.
GCGGCUGAGACUCGAAAAUGCAGUUGAUUUUGACAGGAUUAAUUGAUGUGGUGAUACGGGGUGAUGAUGACAUCAUAAUAUGGUGAUAUGGCGUCAUCCCAAACACAGAAGACGACAAGCAUCGGUUUGCGGCUGCAAAACUUGGAUAACCUGGUGGUGACUGGGAAAUCAUGGUUGCAGGAGUGUGUUCCGAAAUCGAACGCAGAGUAUUUGAAGACUUGAGUUGAUGAAGUACAGAAAGUGCUUGAGUGGCUGAAGUCGAGCCCAUAGCCGGCCUGGUGUGUCGAGGCGGAUGACUAGAUCAUCGGAUUCGACCUCUGAUCCCCGAUUAAGCAAUAUUUUGUCGGCAUCCUCAACUCGCCGGGACGAAUUUUGACAGAUCACCAGCCAAUUAUCAGCUUCCGAUAUAACCCUGCGCUGGUAAUUUGAGUCUACCCUACUCAUUCAACUCAGGAGAUCAAACCAUCAAAUCAGUGCUCGUGUGACGAGUAAGAUAAUCGUCAUACAGUCUUAAUUACACUCACCCCCGCUAUCAAAUCACACUCAAUAACCUACCGUAACUUAACUAAACUUCGACCUCCAGAAACCUCCCUUAUCUAUCGAUCACCACCCUCAUUCCAACUCGUCUGCAUCCUACUCCAGCGUCACCCCCGCUCAGCUGCAUCACUUGCAAACCCAUUGUGAUUCAAACAGAUCACGUUCUAAGCUUCCAUUCUGCCACUCAGCGGAUGGGCUUACUGGCACUCGGUACGCCUUUUGAUUGGCUGGAAGCCAAACAGUAUGCAGAUCACGUCAGACAGCAGGGUAUACAGCAGUUUCUGAGGCUUUGGCGUAAUCUACAAGGUCGAAGUGACGAUCUGCCUCUAUGGGGAGAUGAAAUCGAGUAUUUUUUGGUCUCACUAGAUCAUACCACCCGCCAGGCCAACCUGGCCUUGAGACAGGAAGAAGUAUUAGAAUCUCUCCAGCAACCUUCAACUGCUCCCUUGCCUCCUCAGAUCGAUGUCAGACCGACCUUUCAUCAAGAGUAUGGCCGCUAUAUGCUUGAAUCAACACCUGGCGCUCCUUACAUUUCCACUUUAGAGGACUGUCUCCGUGUCGAGUUUAACAUGCGAUACAGGCGCGAGUUGAUUAGAGCCAAGCUGGCAGAGAAUGAAAGACUGGUUACCUUGACUUCCUUUCCUCGACUUGGAGCUCCGCAGGGAUUUACCGUUCCUUACGAGGCUCCUUGUGGAUCAGUAGCUCAAAGUCUUUACUUACCUGAUGAUGUUAUCAAUCAACACAUACGUUUCCCAACCCUGACUCGCAAUAUUCGCAAGCGCCGAGGCUCGAAAGUCGCCAUCUUCGUCCCUGUCUUUCCAGAUCUUAACACACCCAAGCCAUUUAGAGACCCUACUGUACCCGCCGUGCCACCAGAAACUUCCGUUGCCCCUGGAGCUUUGCCAUCACCCUUAGCCAAUGGCGAUCGGUUUCCCAACGGCACUGAGAAGAUUGCUAUUCCAGCAAUACCAGAUAAUAGCAUAUAUCUCGACGCCAUGGGUUUUGGGAUGGGUUGUUCUUGUCUCCAAACAACAUAUCAGGCACAAUCAGUUACACAGGCAAGAUACCUUUAUGAUGCUCUGGCUACAGUGGCUCCAAUCAUGAUGGCGCUUUCAGCAGCUGCACCAAUUUUUAAAGGAUUUCUUUCGGACGUAGAUUGUCGGUGGGACGUGAUUUCAGGUGCUGUAGAUGAUCGUACAGAACCUGAAAGAAGUCCAGAGAAUUUGAAUCAAAAAUACAUUCCCAAAUCGCGCUAUGACAGCAUCAGUUUGUAUAUUGCCGAUGACGCCCGCCAUCGACCAGAGUACGAUGAUGUCCUUGCGCCCGUGGACAAGUCGAUUGAAAGUCAAUUGUUUCAAAACGGCCUCGAUCACAUCAUGGCUCGUCACAUUGCACACCUUUUCAUCCGCGACCCUUUGGUGAUCUUCUCGGAAACGUUGGAGCCUCGAAAUGAUGAUUCGAUGGAUCACUUUGAGAACUUGCAAUCAACCAAUUGGCAAUCUGUCCGGUUCAAGCCGCCACCAUCGGCAUCAUCCUCAUCAGAUAUAGGAUGGAGGGUAGAAUUUAGAACCAUGGAGGUCCAGAUCACGGACUUUGAGAACGCGGCUUACUCGAUCUUUGUCGUGUUGUUGAUCCGGGCGAUCUUGAUGUUCGACGUGAAUUUUUACAUCCCACUCUCCAAGGUUGACGAAAACAUGCGUCGAGCCCAACAGCGGGAUGCAGCUCGCUCUAGUUUAUUUUAUUUCCGUACUCAAAUCCAAACCAAACCAAAUACAACAGCAACAUCUUCGUUGCAACAGCAAGGUAUGACUCCUUCAGUGCCAGUUGAUGGGAUUAAACCUGAGUUUGAGGAAAUGACGAUGGAUGAAAUCAUCCACGGCAAACAAUCAAGUCAAUAUCCAGGCUUGAUGCACCUCGUCCUCUCCUAUGUCGACAAAACUGAUGCUGAUGAUCUAGUUAAAGAGAAUAUCAAAAAGUAUCUUGAUUUCAUCAGCGCUCGUGCAACUGGGCGUUUAAUGACAACUGCGGCCUACAUCCGCAAAUUUGUCCAAGAACAUCCGGCUUAUCAACAAGACAGUGUAGUUAGCAGUGAAAUCAAUUAUGACUUGAUUUGCAGGAUCAAUCAGAUCGAGGCAGGGAAACAUAGAGCCGAAGAGCUAGUAGGACCGGGAUAUUCUUCGACUCUACCUCACACUUGAAUGCUCUACUCAUAAAGGUCCACGGAUAGGGUUUCGAAAAUAGAGUUUUUAUGUUUUCUAUUUUAUUUUAUUUUUAGUUUCUGUUCAUUUGCAUUUCUGCUUCAGAUGUCUCAUCAUAUCGGGUUAGUUUUUUUUUCAUUAUAAACGCGGUCGUAUCGUGUAUUGAAUCCAGUUGUAUUUAAGCAUAUGCACUGCUGCUCAGAUCAUCAUUAAAUGACUAGUGAUCAAAUCACUUCUCAAACCUUGAGCGCAAAAGUUGCCCAUGAG